GGGGUGUCGGGCAAGGGACAAAUGAUGGAGAAAGAGAGCUGAGUAAUCACGUUUCCGACUCCCAAGAAGAUACACCAACACAACUGUUGAAACCAACCCAUUUUGCUUCUGCUACUCUCAUCCCCUAAUUGGCUUCCUCCUUCCCUCCGCGUCACUUUCAGCUCUCCCACUAACAUGGCACCACCACCACAAUAUGCCCUCCUCCUAAAUGCACUCCCCAUUUCUUGAAAACCCAAUUAUUUCAGUUUCAUUUGACAAAAAAGAGAUAAAAAGGUGAUGGGGUUUGAUCUUGAAUCUGUUGCGGAGGCAACCUCGGGGGCCAUUGGAGCUCUGGUCAGCACCACCAUCUUGUACCCACUUGAUACUUGCAAGACCAAAUACCAAGCUGAAGUCCGAGCUCAGAAUCAGCAGAAGUACAGGAACAUUUCUGAUGUUUUUUGGGAAGCAAUUUCUACCCGUCAGGUGCUUUCAUUAUACCAGGGCCUUGGGACAAAGAACCUGCAGUCCUUUAUAUCACAGUUCAUCUACUUCUAUGGAUAUAGUUUUUUUAAGAGGUUGUACUUGAAGAAAAGUGGAAACAAAACCAUGGGAACAAAAGCGAAUUUGAUAGUUGCCGCCGCUGCUGGGGCUUGUACAGUCAUAGUGACACAGCCGUUGGAUACAGCAUCAUCAAGGAUGCAAACGAGUGAGUUUGGGAAAUCCAAAGGACUCUGGAAGACCCUGUCAGAGGGAACUUGGAUCGAGGCGUUUGAUGGUCUUGGCAUAUCACUUCUUUUGACUUCUAACCCGUCGAUCCAGUAUACGGUAUUUGAUCAGCUGAAACAAAAGCUAUUAAUUGGGCAGCUGAGCAAACGAACGGGUACAGAGUCAUCUCCAGAAGCUCUUUCUGCCUUUUCUGCUUUCGCUUUGGGUGCUGUCUCAAAGUGUAUCGCGUCUUGCUUGACAUACCCAGCCAUCAGGUGCAAGGUGAUGAUUCAAGCUGCAGAUGACGAUGAAGAAGGUAGCAAUGAAGUUCAAGAAAAGUCGCAUAAAACCAAAAAGACAGUUUUGGAUGCCUUUUAUGCCAUUUGGAGAAGAGAGGGGCCACUGGGUUUCUUCAAAGGAUUACAGGCUCAGAUACUAAAAACUGUUCUAAGCUCGGCAUUGCUAUUGAUGAUAAAGGAGAAGAUCACAAAGAGCACCUGGGUCCUGUUGAUUGCGCUGAAGAGAUUUCUAUUUCUCAAGCAAAGCAGAUUAAAGAAUGCUUAGUGUAGAGAUGAAGUUCUCUUAUUAAAACAUGUUCCAUUGGUUUUGUUCAUGAUUGAAUUGAUACAUAAAAGGUGUAUUGAAAUCUGGAGAUGCUGGAAGUGCAUUUUCACAUCAAGGAAGAUCUGGAUUAGAGACAAGUUUUUCUUCAUGUGUACCUUGUAGUUUGUAAUUGUUAGCAUCCUGUUAACUUUGAUUGUCGAAAGGAAGCAGGAAGAAACUGUUACAAUUAAUUAUAUUUAGCUUGAACCAGAUUUGUGUGUAACAUAUAGUGACAGCAAAGGGAAUUGGUACAAUGACAGCUAAAAAGAAUAUGAGGGUGUCUUAAAUCUUCUGAUCAUGCCAAAAUAUCUCCCUUGUGCCUCAUUUGUCAACUUUGAGAUAUAGAAUUAGACAAUUAGUAGUGCAUAUAUUAUUCAAUAACGUAAAUCCAGCCUCUUUUUCUUCACCCUCGAUCAUAUCACAAAAUCUUGGAAGAAAAACAGUUGACAAUAUUGAUGGUUCACACAACUCUUCAACAGUUUACUAUCAGCUACAACAGAGGACAUCAAGUUACCCAAGAAAUAG
Molecule: messenger RNA, 1812 nt
Organism: Fragaria vesca subsp. vesca
Lineage: Eukaryota; Viridiplantae; Streptophyta; Magnoliopsida; Rosales; Rosaceae
Product: peroxisomal adenine nucleotide carrier 1-like
Exons: 5
Coding region: 277-1248 (323 amino acids)
Biological process (GO): ATP transport; transmembrane transport; peroxisome organization
Cellular component (GO): peroxisomal membrane
Molecular function (GO): ATP transmembrane transporter activity; ADP transmembrane transporter activity
Source: RefSeq, a predicted model, not a curated record